This is a messenger RNA of Aedes albopictus (Asian tiger mosquito), 5231 nucleotides long. RefSeq names its product kinesin-like protein GA13060. The record is from RefSeq and is a predicted model, not a curated record. Gene Ontology annotation, molecular function: ATP binding; microtubule binding; microtubule motor activity. The transcript has 5 exons. Bases 185 to 3079 code for a protein of 964 amino acids. NCBI's taxonomy places the organism in Eukaryota, Metazoa, Arthropoda, Insecta, Diptera, Culicidae. Gene Ontology annotation, biological process: microtubule-based movement.
AAAUUCUAGGAAAGUUAAACUUCUCACAUCCCAAUACCAACCACAAGUUUAAUACCCGUUCUCAAACAACUCAACUAUCCCAACCAAUAAAUCGAUUCCAACCGAAAGCUUUCAUUUUCUCAACAUCCGUUUCCGCCGUCUCUCUCUCUGUUUCUCCCAUCCAGAAUCGGACGACUCGCCGGGAAUGUACCUCCGGGAUGACUUUCUCGGUCGGCCCACGGAACUACGUGCCCCGACGGCGGAACGUGCCGCCCUCUUCCUCGAUCUGGCCCUGUCCGGCCGGGCGCAGGGCAGCAGUAAUUUCGAACCGGCACUAAUUUAUACGCUGCACGUCUACCAGUACAGUUUGUCUGGCAAACGGGGAGUGGAAGGUGGCAGAAGUCGAUUGCAUCUAAUCGAUCUUGGAGGCUGUGCCAAUCGGAGUGGGGGACUUCCGCUGUCUGGGAUUGGGAAUGUGCUGCUGGCGAUUCUCAGUGGUCAGAAACAUCCACCCAACAGAGACCAUCCGUUGACGCCGCUGCUGCGAGAUUGCUUGGCUCCGUUGACCUGUCACGUGGCGAUUGUUGCCCAUGUGGCCCACUCUCAGUCACAUACCGACACGUUAACGACGAUCCAGUUGGCCUCCCGUAUUCAUCGGCUUCGUCGGCGGAAACCUCGACAUCAUCUGUUCGCCGGGAGGGCGGCAGAACUUGCAGGGUCGUCCGGUCAUCAAUCAGGGGGUUCUUCAGAGGGCCCAGAUCCAUCCAGUUCCGACUUUUCCCAGGAUACCGUAAUUUAUGUAGGUCCAUGUGAUGACGCAACUGAUGGUGAACAUCCACCGGUCUACCUGCCAAGUCUCAACUCCGGUGAUAACCGCUGUGCCAUGAAUAAAGUCCUUAAAGGUUCAGCGGCGGAGAAACCCACCUCAACUCCCACAGCCUCACCACAGAAAAAGAAAACUUCUUCCACAUCCAAGCGUAAGAGCGACACCCUUCCCCAUCCCGGGAGAAUUAGUUUGUUCAAACCCGAUUCUUACCUCCUUACAGCUCAAAAUCCUGCCCCAGCACCGAUCCCCACUCGUACCGAUAGUCUUAAGAGGAAUCAAACGUACAAUCAACAAUCCGUCGCUGCGGGACCAGAGCUGGUGGCCAAUGCCAUCCAGAUCGCUUCCCAGCAUGCCUCUCCUAAAAUUGUUGCCGGAGCCUUCAAACACGUGACCGGCGUUAGUAGAGGCUCCAACAUACCUACACCCAAAGGUUCACCCAUGAGACGACCUAUUCCUGCUGCGGCUUCCACUUCAGCAACUGGAACUCGCGAAAGUCCAGCUAGGCAACUCGGUGAAGAGAAGUGGAUCGAUGGUCCUCGGGUAUCGAAAUCUAAGGUCCAUGAAGCUCGGCAUCUGUUGAGAGAGAUCAACCACGUCAAGAGUCAUGAAACCUGGAUUGAUGGACCUAAAACAGCUAAUGCAACCCAGGCGUUCCUUCCCCCGUCAGCGCACAGCAAUCAGAGCUACGGUUUUAUGGAUAACCACAAAAAGUCCAUGAUCCGACAAUGGGUUGAGAAUCAAUCUAUGCAGCUGUUGCAGCAGUCCGUCUCGGCCAACAAUUCUCCAGUGCACAGUAGACACCACAGUUACAACCCACCACGAUUCAAACCUAGUAAAUCCGAUGAAGACGGAUUCGUUCUCGAACUAGAACGUCAAGAAGAACUGGUGAAUCCAAUUGCGUUCCGUGGAUUCACCGCUACCAGUGGUGUCGUCAACAGUUCCGAAUGCCACGUUCGAACAGGCUUAAAGCAAGCUUACAGCUUGGACAACCCGGAUUUACAGCAGAAUGCCAGCAUACCAGUGUACGCCACGGUAACACCUUCCGCCACUAAGGCCACUACAGCAAAUGCUUCUAGUGCCACUGUCCCCUGUCCGAACCCAGCACCAACAGCAGCCGCCAUCGACAAUCAAUCGGAGAAAUCCCAUCCACCUUCGUCGCAUGCCAGUGAGAAACCCGUUAGUAAGCACGGCGACAGCCAGGAAGAAGAAGACCAGGACAGUGGACCGUCGGAAGUUCCACCAGCACUGCCAUUAAUGGACCCUUUGGGUUCACGGGAAAUCUCCCACGAAAGCAUCCAUCACCUGUGUUCGCGACACGUAUCGCGAGACAACAUGAGCGUCCACAGUCAGCAUAGUCACAAUGCCGGCAUGAUGGACUGUGGACUGCAGGUCACGGAAGACGACAUCGCUAGGACUAUGGGAGGGGAGCAUCCUCUGAGUGCGCUGAGUCACGGAGACGUAUCCGUUGUAUCGAGCUUCAAUGUCGCUGGAGAUGCCUUCAGCGAUUGCGUCAUCGGUGAUAGCAUGCGAAACCAAUUCGACCAACUUGCCCGAUUGCGAGAAAUCUUCACCUCUCAGCUAGCAAUGGCCGAGGUGACUCCAGCCUUCCGUCUAGGUGACACCGGUAGUGUCUACAGUGAACCUGCCUAUCGCUUCAACACUGGAGCCGCCAGCGUUUGCAGCGAACCAGCGUACCGUCCACCGAGUCCUCGCUGCCGUGACUGCCGACAAUCGCUUUCCCUCUCCCGAACUCCCAGUCAGUGUUCUCUACCUAGCCUAACAGGAAUCGUUGCGAUAGCCGGAAUGGAACAGUAUGCUUCCCUUCGACAUCCCGACGGUGCUUCGGAUCCCAAUCUGCCAAAACUAGGAGAAAACAACGAAGAACCUCUGGACCCCGAGGAACACAUCCGAGAGAACCCUCUAGCAGACCUCGACGAACAGGAAGCUCUCAAAGAAAGUACCUCUCUCCUGCCCCAGCAAACCCUUCCAACCCUUCCACUGCUCCCACUUUCCACACCGGAAGCCUACGACAGCGGCCACGACUCCACCCCACGAACUUCCAAACAUUCCGGCAUUUCUCGACGGGCGGAAAGUGGCUACCACAGUGUUGGGACCGUUCGUGACAGCGACGGAAGCAGCUUCGGGUCGGCUGCAUCCCGUGCCAAUCAGAAAUCCAAGAAACGAAACCGCCACGACAAAUCUCUCUGCCACUGGCUGCGGAAUCCCUUCAACUGUACCUAUCCGGACACGGAGGGCGACGUGAGUGACUUCUAGGGGUUGCCGUCGGACGAGGUGAACGAUUGUAGCUAAGUAGCUUAAUUCGGUUAUAUGUGUAUGUGUAGCAUUCUUUGAGUUUCGCGUUGUCUGUUGAGAAAUCAGGAUAGUUUGCUUGGUGUGCGUCCCCCUCCCGGGAGGUGGGGUUAAUGUUUGCAAGACAAUAAACGAAAUCGCAGCUUUCUCCGUUUUUCCGCGAUCGCCAGCCCUCUGUCCGGACGAAGAAUUUUCGAAGAACCAUCGACUAUAAGACUAAAACUAUUUUAUAACCGUAAGAAGCUGCUGUAAGAGAAUGCCGAACGCAAGUGAUUGUUGUUUAAGUUUCGAAGGAAAUCAGUGGUGCAUUUCGGGACUAAGAAGCUAUUUGUACAGUAAACAAUUUUAUAGACUAUAUUAUACUUAUAACGGUAUAGGGAUAGAAUUAUACACAACCCGAUUAGAGAACUAUGAAGCCUACGCAUCUAAUACAUACUGAAGUCAUCGUUGCUCCGUAAUGUUUAUCGACAGCCUGUCUUUAACCGUGUAUGUGUGCUGCUCUGCUGCGCUAUUCUCAUGUUACCUUGAUACCAAUUUCGGAUAAAUGCUUGACCGGACCUGUUGAAGUAAUUUCGUAUUUGUUUGUAAAAAUUUUUUUUUUUCAGCUCGAUCCACGUUAUUUUGUAAAGCAUCCACUCUUAUAAAUAGGUUUUACCUCUGCCACCUGAAUGCGGGUAGUGCGAUAGCCAGCUUAUGUGUUGUUAUGCCUUGUUCGACUUGUAAAAGACAUUUUAUUUCAACCAUGAAUUAAAUUAUCGAUCAUGAUCGCGAUCUUGGAAUGUUUUCUCACACGCAAUAGGCGUCGACCACAAAUUGCAUAACGCUCUAGAAGAAUGGAGGAUAUAUGGCCGGGCGUUACGGCCCAUAUAAAAAUUAUCGGGUUUUUAUACAAAAAAGACUUUACGGAAAGGGGUCGAAAAACGUUGAUUAUAGCAUUGCAUUUAGUGCUGCCUUAUCAGGGACAAAGUAACUCCACAGGACGGGGAAGUUGAUGGGUCAGCAUCAUUGAUUGAAAAGGUGAGCGAGUCAAAUAAGAUGUUUGAGCAUUGGUUUCUUUUUAGACAAAUUUUAACCCUGUGUACUGGGAUCUUAAGUUUACUAGUUUAUGUUCAUUCCAAAAACGAUUUUUCGGUAGAAAGCUCGAAGUUACUUACCUUACCAGUCAGGCUAAGGCCGGGGUGGCCUCUGCUGUACAUAGUAGCCGCCUCCAUUCCACUCGGUCCAUGGCUGUUUGUCUCCAGUUCCGCACUCUGUGUAGGGUCCGCAGAUCGUCCUCCACUUGGUCGACCCACCUAGCUCGCUGCGCUCCACGUCUUCUUGCACCGGUCGGAUGACUCUCGAGAACGAUUUUAGUCGGGUUGCUAUCCGACAUCCUGAUGACGUGACCCGCCCACCGUAGCCUCCCGAUUUUCGCGGUGUGGACGAUGGUUGGUCCUCUUAGCAGGUAAUGGAGCUCGUGGUUCAUUCGCCUUCUCCAAGUCCCGUCUUCCAUUUGCACUCCGCCGUAGAUGGUACGCAACACCUUCCGUUCGAAAACUCCAAGGGCGCGUUGGUCCUCUGCACGUAGGGUCCAUGUUUCGUGCCCAUAGAGGACGACCGGUGUUAUAUAUUACAUCAGAGCGCCCCUCGUUAUAUAACACUAUUUGUCAUACCUUUGUAUAACACUACCAACACAGAUCCGCUGCUAUCUGCAAAGGCCUCCCGCGAGCUCGGAUUUGUCAAGUUUUGCCGGGCUGUGUCGUUCGUCGAACCAUCAGCGAAGUCUCCAGAUAAGCUGUUCAACAUCUACAGGAUCAAGGCCCAGGAAAUAAUCGAUGAACAUCAGGAGCUCUUCACAGGAUACGGAAUGCUUCCUGGUGUAGUAUCUCUGGAAGUGGAUACAUCGAUUCAUCCGUCAAUCCAGCCUCCGCGUCGGGUUCCCAUUGCGGUACGAGAGAAGUUGAAACGAGAACUGGAAUCCCUUGAGCGCGACGGUAUCAUCGUCAAGGAGACCCGCCAUACAGUCUGGGUAAGUAACCUAGUUAUUCAGGCUUAUUCUGAGCGGCGUGUGAGGUGAGACGAGUCGAAUGAGGUGACAAAAGUCGACUCGAUCCCAUUUGAUUUGUAUUAGUCGUCU